AUGGCAGACUCACUGACCGAAGAGCAAGUCUCCGAGUUCAAGGAGGCCUUCUCCCUCUUCGACAAAGACGGCGAUGGACAAAUCACCACCAAAGAGCUCGGCACCGUCAUGCGCUCGCUGGGCCAGAACCCCUCGGAAUCCGAGCUGCAGGACAUGAUCAACGAGGUCGACGCCGACAACAACGGCACCAUCGACUUCCCCGAGUUCCUCACCAUGAUGGCGCGCAAGAUGAAGGACACCGACUCCGAGGAGGAGAUCCGCGAGGCCUUCAAGGUCUUUGACCGGGACAACAACGGCUUUAUCAGCGCCGCGGAGCUGAGGCAUGUCAUGACGAGUAUUGGCGAGAAGUUGACGGACGAUGAGGUGGAUGAGAUGAUUCGGGAGGCGGAUCAGGAUGGGGAUGGGAGGAUUGACUACAACGAGUUCGUGCAGUUGAUGAUGCAGAAGUAG
This is a messenger RNA of Saxophila tyrrhenica, 450 nucleotides long. RefSeq names its product calmodulin (gene CMD1). The transcript is spliced from 5 exons. NCBI's taxonomy places the organism in Eukaryota, Fungi, Ascomycota, Dothideomycetes, Mycosphaerellales, Extremaceae. Gene Ontology annotation, biological process: spindle pole body organization. The record is from RefSeq and is a predicted model, not a curated record. Bases 1 to 450 code for a protein of 149 amino acids. Gene Ontology annotation, molecular function: calcium ion binding; enzyme regulator activity. Gene Ontology annotation, cellular component: central plaque of spindle pole body.